This is a messenger RNA of Vicia villosa (hairy vetch), 1120 nucleotides long. Its product is annotated as RING-H2 finger protein ATL5-like. Bases 262 to 837 code for a protein of 191 amino acids. NCBI's taxonomy places the organism in Eukaryota, Viridiplantae, Streptophyta, Magnoliopsida, Fabales, Fabaceae. The transcript has 3 exons. The record is from RefSeq and is a predicted model, not a curated record.
UCUUUCUCUCUCCUAUAGUUGGCUGUUUCUGUUCCCCCACCACCUUCAAUCUCAUCUUCCUUCAUAAAUUCAUAUGGGUUUCUUUUCUUUUCUCAUAUACUCACUCUAACAUCAAAAAGUUUCAAUUUUUAUAUUUAUAACAUGGGUUUGUGUUUUCCUUUUCUUUAAUUUAACCCCUUUGUGUAUUUGGACUUGUGGGUUUUUUUAAGGGUUAAUUUUUUUUUUGGUUGAAAGUUGAUUUUUUUUUUUUUGUGGUUGGAGAUGUUGGGUUCAGGGACAAAUUUAGUGACAACUGUUAUUGGAUUUGGCAUGAGUGCCACUUUCAUUGUUUUUGUCUGCACAAGAAUCAUUUGUGGUAGACUUAGAGGUGGUGUUGAAUCUAGGAUGAUGUAUGAGAUUGAAUCAAGAUAUGAUAUAGAACAGCCAGAACAUCAUGUUAAUGAUCCUGAUCCUGAACCAGUUAUGCUUGAAGCAAUCCCCACUUUGAAGUUCAAUCAAGAGGCUUUCAGUUGCAUUGAAGAUACACAGUGUGUAAUAUGUUUGGCAGACUACAAAGAAAGAGAAAUAUUACGGAUCAUGCCGAAAUGCGGACACACUUUUCAUCUUUGUUGCAUUGAUAUAUGGCUGAGGAAACAAUCAACCUGUCCAGUAUGCCGUCUGCCAUUAAAAAACUCGUCCGAAACAAAACAUGUGAGACCUGUAACAUUCACCAUGAGCCAACCUCUUGACGAGCCGCCACACACUUCAGAAAGGAACGCAGAUAUUGAUAGGCACGAUGAACCUACCGCCGUUAACUCCACACAACCAACUUCUGAAGAACCAGAAGCAAGGCAAUAGUUAUCUAUGUUGUCUUAAGGGAUUGUUCUGAUUUCCAAAAAUAGAUUAGUGAUCAUUUUCUGGUUCUAUAGAUGAAUGUUUUUAACUAGAUUGGAUUCAAAUUCUUUCUAUGUAUUAUUAUGGCUUUCAUAUUCACUUGGUGAUGUAAAAUAGGCCAUGUCAAUUGUCAAGUCAACAUUGGUUUUCUGCAGCUGAGAUGUAUAUAAUAUCUUUCCUUCUGCAGCAUAUGCAGGCCUAUGUUUUGAUGGAAUUUAUUUUACACCAUGUUUGGAGUUUUUUUGAU